Camelina sativa (false flax) is the source of this 2391-nucleotide messenger RNA. RefSeq names its product NAC domain-containing protein 17. The record is from RefSeq and is a predicted model, not a curated record. Gene Ontology annotation, molecular function: DNA binding. Lineage: Eukaryota; Viridiplantae; Streptophyta; Magnoliopsida; Brassicales; Brassicaceae. Gene Ontology annotation, biological process: regulation of DNA-templated transcription.
AUGGCGGAAUCAUCUCCUGAUUCGUGUUUCAAAGGAGGCAAAUUUAGUGCUCCAGGUUUUAGAUUUCACCCGACUGAUGAAGAGCUUGUCAUGUAUUAUCUCAAGAGGAAGAUUUGUAGGAAGAGGCUUAGAGUUAACGUUAUUGGUGUCUUUGAUGUUUACAAAUUGGAUCCUGAGGAAUUGCCUGGUCAAUCAAUGUUGAAGACGGGAGAUAGACAGUGGUUCUAUUUCACUCCAAGGAGUAGGAAGUAUCCAAACGCAGCUAGGUCAAGCAGAGGCACUGAGACUGGGUAUUGGAAAGCAACGGGGAAGGAUCGAGUCAUUGAGUAUAAUUCAAGAUCUGUAGGACUCAAGAAGACUCUUGUUUUCUAUAGAGGCCGGGCACCUAAUGGUGAGCGGACUGAUUGGGUGAUGCACGAGUACACAAUGGAUGAAGACGAACUAGGGAGAUGUAAGUACCCCCAGGAUUACUAUGCUCUUUAUAAGCUGUUCAAGAAGAGUGGCGCUGGUCCUAAGAAUGGUGAACAGUAUGGUGCUCCUUUCCAAGAAGAGGAAUGGGUUGAUGAUGAUAAUGAAGAUGACAACACUGUUGCUGUACCAGAUCAACCUGUGGUUCGUUAUGAGGAUGAGAGGAGACUUUUCAAUCCUGUCAGUCUUCAGUUGGAGGAUAUCGAUGUGCUUCUCAAUGGUAUCCCAGAUGCACCUGGUGUUCCUCCAAGAUGUAUUCCUCCGGUGCACAGUGAAGAAGAGCUGCAGAGCACGUUGGUGAAUAAUUCUGGUAGAGAUUUCUUACCAAACAGCCAGCCAUACAACAGGCCCUCAAGUUUUGACUCUUUAGAGACCACUGAAGCUACGUCAGUACCUCUGGUGUUUGAGAAGGAGGAUUUCAUUGAAAUGGAUGAUCUUCUGAUACCUGAACUUGGAGCUUCUUCAACUGAGAAAGCCGCACAGGUCUCCAACCAUGGUGAAUUCGGAGACUUUAAUGAUUUUGACCAAUUGUUCCAUGAUGUUUCCAUGUCUUUGGAUAUGGAACUUAUUGAUCAGGGAACCUCUACAAAUCUGACUUCUGUGAGUAGUUUUGCUAACAACACAACGGACCAAAGACAGCAAUUCCUUUAUCAACAGCUCCAGAACCAGACUCCUGAGAACCAGUUGAACAACAUCAUGGAUCCUAGUACAACUCUCAAUCAAUUCACUGACGAUAUAUGGUUCCAAGAUGAUCAGACUGUUCUCUUUGAUGAACAACAAGCUUUUUCUGGAUCAGUUGCUCCACCCUCAUCAGGUGUGAUACCUGAUUCCACCAAUCCUACUAUGAGUGUGAAUGCCCAAGACCAGGAACGCCAAAAUGGUGGUGGAACAACAAGCCAGUUCUCAUCGGCUCUGUGGGCAUUAAUGGACUCAAUACCUUCAACGCCAGCCUCUGCGUGCGAGGGUCCUCUUAACCGAACCUUUGUACGUAUGUCUAGCUUCAGCCGUAUCAGGUUCAAGGCUAAUGGAACGCCAGUGACUAAUACCAUAGCAAAGAAGGGUAUCAGAAACAGAGGUUUUCUUCUCUUAUCAAUCGUGGGUGCCUUGUGUGCCAUAUUCUGGGUUUUCAUGGCCACCGUUCGAGUCUCAGGUAGAAGCGUCAUCUCUUGAAAGACUCAUGGUGGUUUUCUUGAACUCUUAAUUACACAGGCAAGCUAGAAGAAGAAAUCAUGGGAUUAUUAACCUAUUUUAAUAUAUGAAGCUUUGAAUUAUGUACAGAGUUUGAAAAGAGUAAAGAACCGAUAAUUCUUGAUAAAGGAGUUUCUUUUCUUCUCGAUUGUCGUUGCUUUUUUUCCUGCAUAUCUUCUUAUCUUCUGGGUUUCAAUAUUGACAAAGCCUCGCAAGAGAAGUUUACAGAAUCAACAGAGACCGUCUUGUUUUGGUUUUAUCAAAGGAUGCUCUGGAAGAGGUACUGUGAAUCGUGAAGCAAACUCUUGUAUUCAUCCUGUUGAAGUCUGCUGUGGUUUGAAGAGCUUCAGGCUGAGCUCUGGUGAUCUUUAUCUUGACGACGGUGAUUGUGAUCCCGAUUGGUGGAACUGUUACUGAGGAAAGAGAGUAGGAUACGAAGGAAUCUGCAAGCUUGAGAAACCAGAGAGCAGAUACCGACAAGACAACCAACCGAAGUUUCCUCUGUCCUACUCAUUGCAGCUCCCCAAGAGAAGGCUUAAAGCGUAUUUCCUCCCGUCUCCUACCUCUUUUUGUUAUUGAUCGCUGAGGCGGUUUGCCUUACAAUAGUCGCCGCCACUCUUGAAUGAAGUUUCUAGUUGCGGAGUCGGCUACAUUUAAAAAAUCUCAUGUGGAAAUUUUAUAGGAUCAGAUAAUGUUUUAAGUGAUUUAAGAAAAUGGAAGUAUAAUGUUUCUCUU